Molecule: messenger RNA, 3510 nt
Organism: Colletotrichum spaethianum
Lineage: Eukaryota; Fungi; Ascomycota; Sordariomycetes; Glomerellales; Glomerellaceae
Product: transketolase
Exons: 5
Coding region: 1-3510 (1169 amino acids)
Biological process (GO): autophagy; endosomal vesicle fusion; vesicle-mediated transport
Cellular component (GO): fungal-type vacuole membrane; cytoplasm
Source: RefSeq, a predicted model, not a curated record
AUGGCAUCCGAGGAUCCAGACGAUCAGACCUCGUCUGCGUCUGGAAGCACCAAUGUGAUGGCCCGCAAUGACGGGCCCUUUGUCUUGCGCACGUUGUUGGACGAGGUGCCCUUGUCGGCGGAUGGUGCUGCAGAGGGAAUAAAGAUCAACUGUGUCGACUAUUUGGAUCACAACCUUUACGUCGGCACGAGCGCAUCCGAACUGCUUCACUUUGUCCAGAUCCCUCCCGACCCAAACGACCCGGCUGGACGACCGUCCUUCAUACUUGCCUCCCGACUGCGACCAGCAUUUGCUGAAACUAGCAACUCCCGCCCCGGCAUCCAGCAGAUCCUCCUCCUUCCCAAGGUUGGGAAGGCCUGUGUCCUCUGCAACUGGACCGUCACAUUUUACUCUCUCCCCGAAUUCAGCCCGGUAUUCGGGACUACGCAAGUCAAGAACUGCAAUUGGGUCGGUGGUGUUGACCUAAACGACCCUCAAGAUGAUGCGGGCGACCCCUCCGCGGGGGUCUUCAUCUGCUUGUCCUUAAUGCGAAGGAUUCAGGUUGUGAGGAUAGGGGAGGUUGCACGAGCAGUCAAGAAUAUCGAUGUACCCGGGACCACAAUAUCAGUCCGCCGGGACUCCAUCGCAUGUGUGGCAGACGCCAGGAGCUACUCUUUGCUCGACGUUGACAGACAGCUGCGGAUUCCUUUGAUGACCAUUUCCUCACUGGAUGAUUCACAACCAGCUGGAGAAAUUGGCCAGGCUCAGGAUAUUGCCGGAAGCGCCGACGGUGGGAUCUUGAGGAGCGCCUCCGCAGCGCAGAACCGGCCGCUCCUGUCUGCCGGUGACCACCAUGGGCAUGCUAGAACAGACGACCGCAUGGCCCAAGGAUCGUCACCGCCAACGCCCUCUGCCAGUCCUAGGCCUUCGGGCGAAGGACCUCGGCCUCCGCUGCCGACAGACAAGCCUCUACCCGCUGCGCCAGGAAGUGCGCGGGCAGAGACCUCGCCAACGAAGCCGACCCCCGUCUUCCUGAAACCGCACAUUGUCUCGCCGACUGCUGAAGAGUUUUUGCUUGUCACUGGCACGGGUCCAUUGGAUCCCGGUAUCGGAAUGUUUGUGAAUCUCGACGGUGAUCCUACGAGGCCCACAAUCGAGUUCGAUAGGUACCCCCGAGAAGUCGUGGUCGAUGGUGGAUCAUCCGACCUUUCACCGUCGAAGAUGUCGCUAGAGGUAGACGAGGAGGGGUACGUAAUUGCGUCCAUGACGAAAGACUCUGAUGCAGGAUUGCGACACGGCCUAGAAAUACAGAGAUGGGACGCGGACGGAGCGGAGCCCGAGACGUCCAAGUGGUGGCUUGAGGCAGAUCUAUCGGGGGGACACGAAACGACGCCACUAGGCAUUCGCUCGCUCAUGGGCACCGACGAAACUCAUUUUGAAGAGAUUAUUGACAGACUCUGCCAGAGGAAGUUCUCGCCCUUUUCUGGAGGACUCCCCGAAAACCCCAUAUUCUCACCGAGGACUGCCGACUCGCGUACAGCGUCGUCCUUGGAGCAGAUGACCAAAGAACGAGAGUUGUUUGAGCGCGACGUUGAUUCACAGGAUGAAGAGGCUCUGCCCGAAGGUUGGGAACAAAGCAGGAACGCCGAGGAGGAGGAAUUUGCACGACGGCUUGCGAACGCUAACUCUAGGAUAGCAGUGUGGGCGAACGACCACAUCUGGUGGGCGAUUCGCAACCCCAUGCUGCUGCGACUGGAAGCGAGACUGGAAGCGGCGUGCGAGCAAGACGGGACCUUCAACCCUGCGAAACUGGACCGACGCGCAAUUUUCACGGUGCUCAAUUCAUUCAGGGGACAGGAUGCCAAGUCCGAACUGGAGUUUGUCACCUUCAGUUACCUGCGGCAGCGUGCUGGGGUCCUGCUCCUUACCAACCUGUUGCAUGCGGAAGAGACCCCUUUUACAGAUGCAGAGCUAAAGGCGUUGGAAGAGGUCCUUGUAGACAGCAGCCUGGAUCCCCGCGUCGUCUUGGCAUUACUACCUGGCCUGCGAAACGAGAUUGUCGAGAGCCGCAGAGGGAUCUGGAUAUUUGGCGGUGUCAAAAGGACAACGACGAAUUACCUGGAGAGCGAACACUUCAAAAAGGCCAGUCACACGAUAGGGACCCUCGACAGCAAGGUCGUGCAGUUUUUGCGACGGUUUCUGGCAGCAUGGAGGAGGAAGAAGGGAUUCGGCAGUGUGGCGGACGAAAGCGAGGUGUUCCGGACUGUCGAUGCCGCAUUGUUACUGGUCCUCCUCGAGCUCGACCAGAGUUCACCCAUGGGACUGGCCAAGAAGAGCUCUUCAGUCAGGUCGGAGCUUUACGACGUCGUCGACAAGGGGGUUGACUGCUUCGAACGGGCCGCGUCCCUUUUGGAGUCGUACCACCGUCUCUUUGUGCUCAGCCGACUGUACCAGAGUCGCAAAAUGGCGGGCGACGUUCUCGCGACCUGGCGUCGCAUCAUCGAGGGCGAGCCGGAUCACGGCGGCGAGCUGCAAGAUGGCGAGCAACGGGUUCGGGAGUACCUGACGAAAAUCAGCAGCCAGGCCCUCGUGCGGGAGUACGGUGUUUGGCUUGCGAGCCGUAACCCAAAGCUGGGCGUGCAAAUCUUCGCGGAAGACAAGGGUAAGGCACCCGGGUUUGACCCGGCAGAGGUCGUUGAAAUCCUACGCGAAGAGGCACCCGAUGCUGUCAAGUACUAUCUCGAACACCUGGUCUUCGGCAAGGGCCAUACAGGCUACGUCAAUGAUCUCAUUACAUACUAUUUGGACAUUGUCAUCAGCGAUCUCGAGUCCUCCCAGGAGAGCCGAGACGCGUUUGCCGGCACAUAUACAUCCUACAGAGCAUUGCAGGCCCCCAAACCAACAUACAGACAGUUUCUCACGGACAACGCCCCGAAGACGAUGAGGUAUGGCAGAGUCGCCUACCUACUUGGAGGUGGCCACCAAUACGACGCCGCGGCAAUCAGGGAGCGCAUCGCAACACUGCCGGAUGAGCUCCUCGUGCCCGAGACCAUCAUUCUCGAUGGCCGAGAGCGGCGUCAUGAGGACGCCGUCCGGCUCCUCGUUCACAAGCUGGGCGAUUACGACACGGCUGUCUCGUAUUGUCUGCGCGGCGGCUCCAGCAUCUACACACGUCCCGACGGCAGACGGGAGAGCACGCCGACGCACGACAUGCAAGCACGGUUGUUCCGGGCAGUGCUUGGCGAGUUCCUCGCCAUUGAAGAUGUCAGCGAUCAAAUCGAGCAGACGGGCGCCCUGCUCGAGCGCUUUGGUGGUUGGUUCGACGUAGAGGACGUUCUCGCCCUUGUACCCGACGAGUGGUCCGUCGACGUCGUGGCCGGGUUUCUCAUGACGGCGCUGCGGCGCAUCACGCAGGAGCGGCACGAGACAACGGUCACCAAGGCACUCAGCUCGGCGGAGAACCUGCGGGUGAACUAUGACCUGAUCGCCAAGGUGGACGAAAAGGGCCCGUCGAUCGAAGCCCCUAAUUAG